Miniopterus natalensis is the source of this 618-nucleotide messenger RNA. RefSeq names its product fatty acid-binding protein, adipocyte. The record is from RefSeq and is a predicted model, not a curated record. Lineage: Eukaryota; Metazoa; Chordata; Mammalia; Chiroptera; Miniopteridae. Gene Ontology annotation, molecular function: lipid binding.
CGAAGGCUCCAGCAUCUUCCCUCCUCGCACAGUCAUCCCAGACGGCCUGCAAAAUGUGUGAUGCUUUCGUAGGCACCUGGAAAAUGGUCUCCAGCGAAAACUUCGAUGAUUACAUGAAAGAAGUGGGAGUGGGCUUUGCCACCAGGAAAGUGGCCGGCAUGGCCAAGCCCAACAUGACUGUCAUUGUCAAUGGGGAUGUGAUCACCAUCAAAUCAGAAAGCACCUUUAAAAACACGGAGAUCUCCUUCAAACUGGGCCAGGAAUUUGACGAAGUCACUGCAGAUGACAGGAAAGUCAAGAGCAUCAUCACCUUAGACGGAGGUGCCCUGGUACAGGUGCAGAAAUGGGAUGGGAAGUCAACCACCAUCAAGAGAAAGCGAGUGGAUGAUAAGCUGGUGGUGGAAUGUACCAUGAAAGGCGUCACUGCUACCAGAGUUUACGAGCGAGCAUAAGCCGAGGGACAUUGAACUGGAUGGAAGUUUGCAUCGAACUCUAUGACAUUCUGUUGUCCAAACAUAUAUUGCUGUUUCCCACUAAUUAGCAAGCAACUAAUUUCCCCCCAAUCUGAUUUUACUUAAUGUGGUUGUGUUGGUUAAAUAAAACGUUUUAGAGUUAGAA